Dermacentor silvarum is the source of this 2016-nucleotide messenger RNA. Its product is annotated as glycosylated lysosomal membrane protein B-like. The transcript is spliced from 6 exons. The record is from RefSeq and is a predicted model, not a curated record. Lineage: Eukaryota; Metazoa; Arthropoda; Arachnida; Ixodida; Ixodidae. Gene Ontology annotation, cellular component: lysosome. The coding region runs from base 355 to 1563 and encodes 402 amino acids.
AUCGCGAAGAAACAAAGCGUGUUUCAGAAUCUCCGCCCAAACUUCGAGGUCCUCUACAGUCGUGGUUACGACUCCUGCGAUUGCUGAAGACUCAGCUGGCGAAGUUUUCAUUUCUUCCUUUAGUUUGGUAGAAGCACGCACAAGCGCGAAUAAUUAACCCCACGAGCCCGAGCCCGCCCGCUGGCCUUGCUUGUGAGGCAGGUGACGGAGGAGGCAUUGAUGACACACACAACCUCGUGACUCGCGUACUGCAGCCACUAUCAGCUGCCAGCGUUAUCAGCGUGGCCGAAUUUCAAGACAAACUUUCACUGGCAAGUGUAUCUGGAAUGACUGGCGCGUGACUGGGCGUAUGAUAUGCCCCUUAAAGUUGUGGAAGUCAUGAUCGCGAAGGUAUUAUUUGUUGCUCUGCUUGCGUACACUCACGCAGCAAAUCAAAGAAAGCUCACAGCUCAUCUCAACCCAUUUUGUGAUGACAAGGAGGUUUGUGGCCUCUGCUACGUCACGGCCGAAGGCUCAAAUGACACUCUGCAUUAUUUUUGGUCUGUUUUGGGGGCACCAGCUGCACUUGGCAUCCAAACCCCACCAGACAGCAAACUCAUUGACAUUUCAUGGGAAUCACUACGUGGGCACAACCUGAAUGAAACAAGCUUUGUGUUUAGUGGUCCCGUGCUCUCUUCAUCAGCUGUCGUCAUCUCACAGCUUUUGGAGUACAAUGACCCGGAAAACAAGGCUCAUCUUAACACUACUGAGAAGAAUAGCACCCACUACAUUGACCAGAGCAAACUUCUAUGGAAGGAAAUUCAGGGUUGCACUGGCAAUGGAAGCAGCUUGGUCACUGCAACAUUUGUUGCACAUGCAACCACUUCUGCUCAUGAUGAGGGUUUUUUCUCAAGCAAUGGCACCAUUCAGUUUACGCUUGAAGUCCAAGACAGCGAUGGCCAUGACAUCCAGUUUCCGCAUCUCUUCUACACAAGCGACAGUAGCCAAAUUCAGCUCUCUUUGCUCAACCUUUCACCUCAACUAGGCAAGACGUCACAGUUUGCAUUCGAGCUAACUGUCCUCGAUGACUCAUCUCAUAACAGAAGCUACGGUAUCAGCACUACGAGAACUUUUGAUGAUGAGUACACACCAGGCGUUUUUACAAGUGUGGCCCUGUUCGAUGAAAAUGAAAAUUCCUCGUCCACUUUUUAUCUUCAUUGGAAGCCAGUCUGCUAUCGUGAUCCAGGAAGAACAGUGACGCUAUCAGUUGAUGCUGCAUAUCAAAACCUCACCUCUGCUGCAAGCUGGUGGAGCUUUAAUGUGGCAACAGCAUGGCUUGCACAUAGGGCACCCAAAGUAGCCUCUUCAGCUGUCAUGGUGGCCUUUGGCUCAGAAGGCGACGGCUGGUACCAGGAAAACAACUAUGCCACAUGGGCCAUGUCAAGUGGGUUUGGAGAGCGGCCCCUGGAGCACGUUUCUGUGACAGUGCUGUCAGUUACCUCUGUUGGUCUUGGAAUCCCUGCCAUCAUUGCACUUGGCACCGUAAUCUAUGUGUCAAUACACAAACCGGAGCCAAAACUGUGAUCUACGACACCGCUAGAAGAAUGGACAAACUACCUCUGCGACUCGGAGAGACUUUCGCAUACAAUGCAGUGUUGUCAGAGAGUGUGCAGACUACGCCUUCACCUACUCCACCAACGGUUACAACUAGUCCAUACUGCUUACGCAGUUAUGUACUGCCCUACAGCGUUCUUUUUAAUUAAGUUAUGACUGCACUAAUGUGCGGCACGUCAUGUUUGUUAUUCCCAGCAUGUGCAGCUGUUGUUUUUUUUUUUUUUAUAUAUAUGACAUUUCACAGGACAACUGUGCAACAAUGACCCAGCUUUCUUCCUAAAGUUAUAGUCCUCUUCAAUUACUUCAGGUGCAUUGUUCAAAAUAUGUGCCAGCCAGAGAAGCACCCAGUUGUAUCGUUGUUUUUCUUUUGAGGAAAAAAUAAAAGGUGACAGGAAUAAAGCACAACUUCAGAAUCACCAAAAA